This is a messenger RNA of Grus americana (Whooping crane), 11683 nucleotides long. It is a transcript of the gene IGFN1, whose product is annotated as immunoglobulin like and fibronectin type III domain containing 1. NCBI's taxonomy places the organism in Eukaryota, Metazoa, Chordata, Aves, Gruiformes, Gruidae. The coding region runs from base 432 to 10499 and encodes 3355 amino acids. The transcript is spliced from 26 exons. Gene Ontology annotation, molecular function: protein binding. The record is from RefSeq and is a predicted model, not a curated record.
GUCGGAAGGCAGGCUGCCUCGCCGGGUCCUGAGGAGCAGGUAAAAAAAGCUUCCAUUGAUGGAUGGGGAAAAAAAACCCCAACCAACAAAAGACCCGAACCUUUGGUUUAACUUCUUGAAACAACGAAUGCUGUGUGGAGCCUUGGCCCGUCAUGGGAGAGGUGUUUCCAGUCCUGACAGAGUUUGCUGCUUUGAGGAAAAUAAAAAUGAGAAGACUAAGCCCAAAGGUACAUACCACUGCUGCUUGUGGGGCUGGAGUAAGCUGGAUAGACACCUGGAGGAAGCAGCCUGACUUGGUGACAAGACACUGAGCCAUCCUGGAGUAGGUGAAGGAACAGCCCAGGCAGCUGAGACAUUGAAUGCAGGGAUCAGGGGUUUUAGGAAAACCUGUAGUCUGUUUGUGCUGACCACAGGCAGCUGAGCAAAGCAUCAUGACAAGCCGUCAGGCAGUAAAAUCCUUCAAGAAAUCUUCUGUCCCAGGAGUUCUUAUCACCCAGUUUGUUGAUGAUAUUCCAGAAGGAUGCAGUACACCUGACUUUGAGCGGAAACCUGUUACUCUGACGUUGCAGGAAGGUAAAAAUGCCAUUUUCAGAGCUGUGAUCAAAGGUGUCCCAACCCCUGAUGUGAAAUGGACACGUAUGCAAGGAGGAAUGGAUGAUCCUGCCAAAUACCAAACAUUCUUCAAUAACAUUACAAAUGAAUUCAUUCUGCAGAUAAACAAACUGACUGUAGGUGACAGUGAUUUGUAUCGUUGCUCUGCUGUGAAUGAAUAUGGGGAAGCUACAUGCUCUGCUGGCCUCAGGAUCAUACAAGUUGGCUUCAAGAGGAGAGCAAAAUAUGUUCCUGUUCAUCCUGCUGAUGAGUUGAAGAAGAUGCUUCAGGAGUACAGGAAGCUGCUGAGGAAACGGGCCCCAGCACCAAUACCAAAACCCUUGGACAAAGAAGCAAUCUGGCAACUGUUGCUGCAUGCAGAUAGAAGAGAUUAUGAGAAAAUCUGUAUGAAAUAUGGAAUUGUUGACUUCCGUGGGAUGCUGAGAAAGCUGCAGGAGAUGAAGAAGGACACAGAGAGUGCACAAGGAGAGUUAAUACACAGUAUCAAAAACUUUCAACACAUCAGAGUUAACAGAGAGGGAAGAGCUAUGUUCAGUCUGGAGAUGGACCUGAAAAAUAAAAACAGCAAAGUUUAUCUGCUUAAGGAUGGUGAGAGGCUCAGAUAUGGAACGGGGGAUGAAUACAGAAAGCAUUGCCUGAGGCAAAUUGGAAAAAGGUAUAAUUUCAUUGUCAAUGAUGUGCAGCCAGAAGAUGCAGGCUUGUAUCAAGUCAGAGUGGAGGAUGUACCUGUUUUCUCAACUGAACUGGAUGCUGAAUCCAUCCCUGUGAGAUUUGAGCAGUCACUCAGUGAUAUACAUUGUUGUGAGCAAGAAGAUGCUGUCUUUGAGAGUAUCCUACACACACCCUGCUAUGAUGCUGUGUGGCUACACAAAACCCAUCUCCUCAAGGCAAGUGAGAAGCACCAGAUCUCUGUUACACCUGACGGUCUGACCCACCAGCUGGUUAUCAAAAAUGUUGUGCCUUCUGACAGCGGCAUGUACACGCUUGACACUGGACUCUGCUCAUCAAAUGCCUGGCUUAUUGUAGAGUAUGCCAAAGAAAAGAGGAAACAGGGUGAAGGAGGUCAAAGAGAGAAAUCUGAAUGGCUGAAAGAAACAUUGUCAGAUAAAGACAGGGCUAAGAAACUUCGACGCGGAGAAAAUGUUGGUGAUGAAGAUCAUCUUAUUGACACUGGCAUGGAAAAAGAUGGCUGGUACAGAAAUGGUCAAGGAGGCAGUCAAGGCCACUCCAUUGAAGUUGAUGGAAGCCAUAGAUUUUUGGGAAAAGAUGGGCUACGUGGAGUCCACAGAGAUGGAAGGAUUGGGUUUGGGCAAUUUUCUGGAGCAGACCUAGAUGGAGACUCAAUGACAAAUGAUGGUAUCAGCUUUGGAUUAAAAAGCUUAGGAGGCAAAAGUGGAUUAAAGCCUUUCCGUGGCAAGGAUUCUAUGACAGGCAGAGCAGAUACUGGUGAUGAAUUAGGAGGAGCAGGUGAAUGGUAUUCUGUGGAUGGCAGAGAUGAUGGUAUGCUGGAUGCACUUAACAUUGACAUGGAUGAUGGAGAAGGUGUGGGCUCUCAGCAUGACAAGGAUGGUAAAUUAGGCUUUGGAGGUGCUGGGAGGUUAGAUGCUACUGAUGGAAGUUCUGUGUUAGAUGGACUUGAUCCUGAUUCAACCAGAGUGCGACAUGGUAAGGCUGAUUUGUUCAGUAGGACUGGUCCAGGCACUGGAGCUAGAAAGAAUGCUGCAGGUACUGAAAUUGCAGGAGGAAUGAGGUCCCCCUAUGGCAAGGAUGAUCUGCCAACUACAGUUGAUAUGAAUGGAGCAAGUAUAAACAGAGGAGGACAAACAGGAACUCCCUAUGGCAAGGAUGGCUUGACACUUCAUGCUAGCAGUCAUUUAGGUCAGACAGGAAGGUCUGGCUUGCGGUAUGGCCUAGAUGGUCUUAGAGCUGGAGAUGGAGAUAUAUAUGGUGCAGGUGGCAGCUCUAUAGGCGAAAUGGAGGCUUUCUAUGGUCCAGAUGGUCGGCCAGUUGGAGCAGGUGUUGGUGUUUAUGGUGUAGAUGGUGCAGGGGGAGCUGGGUCUCCCUAUGGAAAAGAUGGUUUUCCAGCUGGGGCUGGUCUUGGUGGUGCUGGUGCAGGGGGAGUUGGGUCUCCCUAUGGAAAGAAUGGUUUCCCAGCGGGGGCUGGUCUUGGUGGUGCCGGUGUAGUUGGUGCAGGGGGAGUUGGAUCUCCUUAUGGGAAGGAUGGUCUUGCUGGUGUAGGUGUUGGUGAUGCUGGUGUAGCUGGUGCAGGGGGAGUUGGGUCUCCCUAUGGAAGGGAUGGUGUCCCAGCUGGGGCUGGUCUUGGUGGUCCUGGUGUAUUAGGUGCAGGGGAUCUUGGAUCUCCCUAUGGAAAGGGUGGUGUCCCAGCUGGGGCUGGUCUUGGUGGUGCUGGUGUAUUAGGUGCAGGGGAUCUUGGAUCUCCCUAUGGAAAGGGUGGUGUCCCAGCUGGGGCUGGUCUUGGUGGUGCUGGUACAGCUGGUGCAGGGAGAUUUGGGUCUCCCUAUGGAAGGGAUGGUCUCCCAGCUGGAGCAGGCGUUGCUGGUGUAGCUGGUGCAGGGGGAGUUGGGUCUCCCUAUGGAAGGGAUGGUGUCCCAGCUGGGGCUGGUCUUGGUGGUGCUGGUGCAGGAGGAGUUGGGUCUCCCUAUGGAAAGGAUGGUGUCCCAGCUGGGGCUGGUCUUGGUGGUGCUGGUGCAGGGGGAGUUGGGUCUCCCUAUGGAAAGGAUGGUGUUCCGGCUGGAGCUGGUCUUGGUGGUGCUGGUGCAGGAGGAGUUGGGUCUCCCUAUGGAAGGGAUGGUGUCCCAGCUGGUGCUGGUCUUGGUGUAGCUGGUGUAGGGGGAGUUGGGUCUCCCUAUGGCAAGGAUGGUGUCCCAGCUGGGGCUGGUCUUGGUGGUGCUGGUACAGCUGGUGCAGGGAGAUUUGGGUCUCCCUAUGGAAGGGAUGGUCUCCCAGCUGGAGCAGGCGUUGCUGGUGUAGCUGGUGCAGGGGGAGUUGGGUCUCCCUAUGGAAGGGAUGGUGUCCCAGCUGGGGCUGGUCUUGGUGGUGCUGGUGCAGGAGGAGUUGGGUCUCCCUAUGGAAAGGAUGGUGUCCCAGCUGGGGCUGGUCUUGGUGGUGCUGGUGCAGGGGGAGUUGGGUCUCCCUAUGGAAAGGAUGGUGUUCCGGCUGGAGCUGGUCUUGGUGGUGCUGGUGCAGGAGGAGUUGGGUCUCCCUAUGGAAGGGAUGGUGUCCCAGCUGGUGCUGGUCUUGGUGUAGCUGGUGUAGGGGGAGUUGGGUCUCCCUAUGGCAAGGAUGGUCUCCCAGCUGGGGCUGGUCUUGGUGGUGCUGGUGUAGGGGGAGUUGAGUUUCCCUAUGGCAAGGAUGGUGUCCCAGCUGGGGCUGGUCUUGGUGGUGCUGGUACAGCUGGUGCAGGGAGAUUUGGGGCUCCUUAUGGAAAGGAUGGUCUCCCAGCUGGAGCAGCCGUUGCUGGUGUAGCUGGUGCAGGGGGAGUUGGGUCUCCCUAUGGCAAGGAUGGUGUCCCAGCUGGGGCUGGUCUUGGUGGUGCUGGUGCAGGAGGAAUUGGGUCUUCCUAUGGCAUGGAUGGUCUGCCAGCUGGGGCUGGUCUUGGUGGUGCUGGUGCAGGAGGAGUUGGGUCUCCCUAUGGAAGGGAUGGUGUCCCAGCUGGUGCUGGUCUUGGUGGUGCUGGUACAGCUGGUGCAGGGAGAUUUGGGGCUCCUUAUGGGAAGGAUGGUCUCCCAGCUGGAGCAGGCGUUGCUGGUGUAGCUGGUGCAGGGGGAGUUGGGUCUCCUUAUGGAAAGGAUGGUGUCCCAGCUGGGGCUGGUCUUGGUGGUGCUGGUGCAGGAGGAGUUGGGUCUCCCUAUGGCAAGGACGGUGUCCCAGCUGGGGCUGGUCUUGGUGGUGCUGGUGUAGGAGGAGUUGGGUCUCCUUAUGGAAAGGAUGGUGUCCCAGCUGGUGCUGGUCUUGGUGGUGCUGGUGCAGGAGGAGUUGGGUCUCCCUAUGGCAAGGAUGGCAUCCCAGCUGGUGCUGGUCUUGGUGGUGCUGGUGUAGGGGGAGUUGGGUCUCCCUAUGGCAAGGAUGGUGUCCCAGCUAGGGCUGGUCUUGGUGGUGCUGGUACAGCUGGUGCAGGGAGAUUUGGGGCUCCUUAUGGAAAGGAUGGUCUCCCAGCUGGAGCAGGCGUUGCUGGUGUAGCUGGUGCAGGGGGAGUUGGGUCUCCCUAUGGAAGGGAUGGUGUCCCAGCUGGGGCUGGUCUUGGUGGUGCUGGUGCAGGAGGAGUUGGGUCUCCCUAUGGAAAGGAUGGUGUCCCAGCUGGGGCUGGUCUUGGUGUAGCUGGUGCAGGGGGAGUUGGGUCUCCCUAUGGAAAGGAUGGUGUCCCAGCUGGGGCUGGUCUUGGUGGUGCUGGUGCAGGAGGAGUUGGGUCUCCUUAUGGAAAGGAUGGUCUGCCAGCUGGGGCUGGUCUUGGUGUAGCUGGUGCAGGGGGAGUUGGGUCUCCCUAUGGAAGGGAUGGUGUCCUAGCUGGUGCUGGUGUAGGGGGAGUUGGGUCUCCCUAUGGCAAGGAUGGUGUCCCAGCUGGGGCUGGUCUUGGUGGUGCUGGUGCAGGAGGAGUUGGGUCUCCCUAUGGCAAGGAUGGUGUCCCAGCUGGGGCUGGUCUUGGUGGUGCUGGUGCAGGAGGAGUUGGGUCUCCCUAUGGAAGGGAUGGUGUCCCAGCUGGGGCUGGUCUUGGUGGUGCUGGUGCAGGGGGAGUUGGGUCUCCCUAUGGCAUGGAUGGUCUGCCAGCUGGGGCUGGUCUUGGUGGUGCUGGUGCAGGAGGAGUUGGGUCUCCCUAUGGAAAGGAUGGUGUCCCAGCUGGGGCUGGUCUUGGUGGUGCUGGUGCAGGGGGCGUUGGGUCUCCCUAUGGAAGGGAUAGUGUUCUAGCUGGUGCUGGUGCAGGAGGAGUUGGGUCUCCCUAUGGCAAGGAUGGUGGCCCAGCUGGGGCUGGUCUUGGUGGUGCUGGUGCAGGAGGAGUUGGGUCUCCCUAUGGAAGGGAUGGUGUCCCAGCUGGUGCUGGUCUUGGUGGUGCUGGUGCAGGAGGAGUUGGGUCUCCCUAUGGCAAGGAUGGUGUCCCAGCUGGGGCUGGUCUUGGUGGUGCUGGUGCAGGGGGAGUUGGGUCUCCUUAUGGCAAGGAUGGUGUCCCAGCUGGAGCUGGUCUUGGUGGUGCUGGUGUUGGAGGAGUUGGGUCUCCCUAUGGAAAGGAUGGUGUCCCAGCUGGUGCUGGUCUUGGUGGUGCUGGUGUUGGAGGAGUUGGGUCUCCUUAUGGCAAGGAUGGUGUCCCAGCUGGGGCUGGUCUUGGUGGUGCUGGUGCAGGAGGAGUUGGGUCUCCCUAUGGAAGGGAUGGUGUCCUAGCUGGUGCUGGUGCAGGGGGAGUUGGGUCUCCCUAUGGCAAGGAUGGUGUCCCAGCUGGGGCUGGUCUUGGUGGUGCUGGUGUAGGGGGAGUUGGGUCUCCCUAUGGCAAGGAUGGUGUCCCAGCUGGUGCUGGUCUCGGUGGUGCUGGUGCAGGAGGAGUUGGGUCUCCCUAUGGCAUGGAUGGUCUGCCAGCUGGGGCUGGUCUUGGUGUAGCUGGUGCAGGGGGAGUUGGGUCUCCCUAUGGAGAGGAUGGUGUCCCAGCUGGGGCUGGUCUUGGUGGUGCUGGUGCAGGAGGAGUUGGGUCUCCCUAUGGAAAGGAUGGUGUCCCAGCUGGGGCUGGUCUUGGUGUAGCUGGUGCAGGGGGAGUUGGGUCUCCCUAUGGAAGGGAUGGUGUCCCAGCUGGUGCUGGUCUUGGUGGUGCUGGUGCAGGAGGAGUUGGGUCUCCCUAUGGAAAGGAUGGUGUCCCAGCUGGGGCUGGUCUUGGUGGUGCUGGUGCAGGGGGAGUUGGGUCUCCUUAUGGAAGGGAUGGUGUCCUAGCUGGUGCUGGUGCAGGGGGAGUUGGGUCUCCCUAUGGAAGGGAUGGUGUCCCAGCUGGGGCUGGUCUUGGUGGUGCUGGUGAAGGAGGAGUUGGGUCUCCCUAUGGAAAGGAUGGUGUCCCAGCUGGGGCUGGUCUUGGUGGUGCUGGUGCAGGAGGAGUUGGGUCUCCCUAUGGAAAGGAUGGUGUCCCAGCUGGGGCUGGUCUUGGUGGUGCUGGUGAAGGAGGAGUUGGUUCUCCAUAUGGAAAGCGUGGUGUCCCAGCUGGGGCUCGUCUUGGUGUAGCUGGUGUAGGGGGAGUUGGGUCUCCCUAUGGAAAGGAUGGUGUCCCAGCUGGGGCUGGUCUUGGUGGUGCUGGUGCAGGAGGAGUUGGGUCUCCCUAUGGAAGGGAUGGUGUCCCAGCUGGGGCUGGUCUUGGUGGUGCUGGUGCAGGAGGAGUUGGGUCUCCCUAUGGAAAGGAUGGUGUCCCAGCUGGUGCUGGUCUUGGUGGUGCUGGUGCAGGGGGAGUUGGGUCUCCCUAUGGCAAGGAUGGUCUCCCAGCUGGGGCUGGUGUAGCUGAUGCAGGGGGUUUCAGCUCUCUGUUUGGAAAGGAUGGUAUUCCAGGUGGCGCUGGUGGUGGUGGUGCCGGUGUAGCUGAUGCAGGGGGAAUUGGUUCUCACUAUGGAAAAGAUGGUUUUACAGUGGGAAUGCGAACUGGGGCUGGUACUGGUGUAGCUGGUUUUGGUAGUAUUGAGUGUCAUUAUGGAAAAGAUGGUCUCCCAGCUGGGGCUGGUGCUGGUGUAGCUGGUGUAAGGGGUGUUGGUUCUUUCUAUGGAAAGGAUGGUCUCCCAUCUGGGACUGUGACAGGAGCUGCUCAUGUUCCUUUUGGAGGUGAAGAAGUAAUGGGAUCUCACCAUGUCAGGGAUGGUAUGCUGAGCCGAGCUCAAGGACAUAUAGGUGGAACAGGAGGAGAUGGCUUUUCCUCAGAAGGUGGUGAUGGUGGCUCUGCAAUAUGGAAGGCUGGGUCUCCCUAUGAGAAGGACAGUGGGUCAUCUGCAGCCAGGGCUGGUGUGGGUGGUGUUGGCAGGUUGGGAGGUGAUGAAAGGGAGUUACAUUCAGUACGUGGUAAAGAAGAUGUGGUAGGUGCUGUUGGACGAGGUGGUAAAUAUGGUCUGGAUUCAUAUCCUGGCAAAUCUGCUAUGGGAGGUGAAACUGGAAAGGGCACUGCCAGUAAUUUCAGAGGAUUAGGGAACAAAGGUUCAUCUCAUGACGGAGAUUCACUUUCAGGUCAAGGAGAUGCCAGGGGUGAGGGCAGAGAUUUAGGACAGUUGGGCUCCCUUUAUGGCAAAAAUUCUUCCUUUGGAGAGGCAGGGAGUAAAUCCCAUAACAGAUCUGAUGAUGGGAGGAAUUCAGGUGGUUUUGGUCAAGGUUCAAUGGAUUAUCGUCAGAUAUCAGAUCUUUAUGGUGGACCUCCUUCAAUAAACCAGAGGAAACAGGAACCCGGCCUUGAUAGUAAAGCAAGUGAUUUCUUGAAGAAUACAGAAAGCUUGGGAAAAAGAAGAUGUUAUCGCCUAGAUGAUCUGAAAGCACCACGGUGUCACAUCAACAAACAGUUACUAGAUGUCAGAGUCCGGAAAGGGGAACCAGCUGAGCUGUCUUGCACUGUUAGUAAAGAUGAAGUGACAGGAACCUGGUAUAAAGAUGGAUUAAAGUUAACAAACAUGGAUGGAGUCUUUUUUGAAAAGGAAGGUCUAGUCCACAAACUAAUUAUUAACAAAGUGGAAGAUAUUCAUGCUGGGAAAUACAGGUUUGAAGGUGGAGAUGUAAAAACCGAAGCUUCAGUUUUCGUUGAAGAUCCUCCACAGGUUGACAAAGUUCUCCUCAAAAACUUAACAAGUGUUCCUACUGUGGCCAAGGCAGGCCAGAAAGUAAAGAUCAAGAUCCCCUUUGAGGGCCGGCUGCCAGUCAGAGCAACGUGGCUGAAGGACAGAAUGGAGCUAGUAGAUGACACAAGGAUUCACGUUGAUAAAACAGAGACCUUUACUAUGCUGUCCAUCUCCAGCAGUGAGAGAAAGGACUGUGGGGAUUACAAAGUCAGGCUGAAGAAUGACAGUGGGGUCCUGGAGAUCGACUUAAAGCUUAUGGUGAUAGACAAGCCACAGCCACCUGCAGGACCCAUCAAAAUUGUAGAAAGCUCUGCAAAUGACAUCACCAUUCAGUGGAAGCCCCCAAAGGAUGAUGGGGGCAAACCAGUGCAGAGCUAUAUUGUCGAGAGUCAGCAGGUAGGCAAGAACGACUGGGUGACUUUGGGAGAAACCCCCCGGAGCUUUACUACCUUCACUACUAACAAAGUGGAACAAGACAUGAGCUACUACUUCAGGGUGCGAGCUGUGAAUUCCGAGGGAACUAGUGAUGCACUGGAAUCAGAUGAAGUGAAGACUGUCAGUAAAGCUUCACCUGGUGCCCCAGAUCCCCCUGAGAUUGUCAGUGCCAGCAGGGACACCAUCACAAUAUCCUGGAAAGCACCUCGUAAAACUGGCAGUUCCCGAAUUGUGGGCUACAUCAUUCAAAAACGCAAGAAGGGUACCAUGACCUGGCUGCCAGUCAACAACGUGCCUAUAGCAGACAAGAAGCUGAAAAUGACCAAUCUCAAGAAAGGUCUGCAGUAUGAAUUUCGUGUGGCAGCUGUCAAUGCUGCUGGCAUAGGAGAUGCCAGUGAACCGUCACAGCCUGUCUUUGCGCGGGAUUCCACGCAAUCUCCAGGUAAAGUGCAGGACCUUAAAGUGAGCAACAGUGACAGCACGAGUGUCACCUUGACAUGGAAGAGACCUGAAGCAAAAGAUGGGAGUGAUGUGAAAGGCUAUGAGGUGGAGAUGCGGUCUUCUAACAACCUCAACUGGACCAAAUGCAGUACUCUUCCCAUAGAGAUGACCACUUACAGAGUUAAAGGCCUCCAAGCCAAGGAGAUAUACUUCCUACGUGUGAGAGCCCUCAAUGACAGUGGCCCAGGAGAAGCCGCAGAGCUUGAAGCUUGCAUCGAAGCUGCUCCCCCUGUAGUUUCUCCCAGGAUACUAAUAGAUGACACAGUGAAAAGCUUCCUGGUUAUAAAAGCAGGAAAUGCCAUCCGAGUGAAUAUUCCCUUUGAAGCAUCUCCAGAUCCAGCGGUGACUUGGUUAAAGGACGGGCUUCCCCUUCCAGACAGGGCUACAAUAAACACAGAAGAUGGUACCACCCAGCUGCUGAUUGGAGCAGCUGAGUUCACUGACAGUGGCACCUACACCGUUGAGAUCCAGAACGGGUUAGGGAAAAGGGAAGCAUUCAGCUUCCAAGUUCAAGUUACAGAUAUCCCGCAAUCGCCUGGACCUAUUCGAUUGGAAGAGAAUGUUCCAAAUACAGUGACAGUAACCUGGGAGCCAUCAGCGUCUGAGAAAUGGGAAAGUAAUCUCUACUACACAGUCCUGAAACGUGAAUCACAGAAGGGCUUGUGGCACUUGGUGGGUGACCUGAUCUACACCAACAAGUUCACAUUCACCAAACUGAUCCCAGGCCGGGACUACUACUUUAGGGUUGUGGCAAAAAAUGACUUGGGAGUCAGUGGUCCGUCUGAAACUGUGCAGCCUUGGAGAAUUAAAAAAACAAAGGCUGAAUUUCAAGUCAAAUCACAGAAAUACAGGGGAGUUAAUCAAAACCAGCCCCCGAGAUUCCUCGUCCCGUUGAAGCCUCAUGUGGUGACCACCGGGAGUGAGUGCCAUAUGAGCUGUGCUCUUGGAGGCCAUCCACCUCCAAAGAUCACAUGGUACAAGGACAAUAGAGACCUCUCCAAUGAUCCCGCCUAUUUUUGCACAAAUGACUUUGGUGUCUGCUCCCUGGUUGUCCUAAGUGUCACAAAACGUGAUGAAGGAGAAUAUAUGGUAGAAGCCACCAAUGAAUUGGGCCGUGCAUUCAGCAAAGCCUUCCUCACUAUUAAAGACUCCGCACUGUAGCAUGACCUUCCUGAGAACAUCUCUGCACUACUAUGUGAAUGAGAACAUUUUUAUUGAGAACCAGCUCUAUACGAAGGCUAUGUAUUUAUUUUCAGAUGUGCAUUAUAGUCUGAGUGUUUUAUUUUUCAGAUCCAGUAGUUGCAUUUUGAAUAUAAUGCUGCAUUGUAGUCAAAAUGGGGAAAAAAAUCUUUAGGAGAGUUGUAUCUUUUUGUAAUGAUCAUGGCUUUCCACUAGACCUUUAAAACAAAGAUGAGAACCUUCAGAACACAGAAGAUGAGAGGAAAAAUAAUUGGCCAAAAUAAAACUUUCCAUAGAGAACACAGGUGUGAGAGACCAUUCUGCCACACCACUCACCUGCUGUCAGGCUGCAACAAGAAUAUUUCUUGACACCAGAGAUCUAUGAAGCUGGCCUUUUAGCGUGCAGUUUUCUAAUCCGAAACAAUCAUUUCAGAUUCCAUGUAAUUCUCAGCAGGUUUCCUAAUGCUGGUAGAAGCAGUUCUGCAUGUAUUCCACUGCUAGUAGCAGCUAAGUAUAUUAUUUCCUUUAACCUCUAAGUUGAAAAGAGUAUCUGCCUGAUAGUUUUAUCUGGGCAAGAAAUAAAUUCUCAGACUAGGCUAACACGGGGUAGUGUUACAGUGAAAACGCAUUGAUGGGAUUGAAUGAAAAUCUAGAACCCAUUCUAUUAGUGUGAGCAGAUCAAUGCUGUACUUAAAGAACCUACUACAGCAAGUGCUGUAAAAAAGGAUGUAUCAGUCCUAAACUACCACAUUAGUAUCACCUUUGAAACAUAACUGCCCCUACCUAAUGACAUUGCUAGAAUGUUUUUGCCUAAUGGAAAAAGAGGUUAAAAAUCUUUCAUGUUUGACCAGAAAUAUGAAGUACCACCAGAGAUCCUCUGCCAUGGCUGGGAGAUUCCAUCACUGAGUGGAGAAGGAGACUGGAAAGCAAAAAUGUUAUGAUGACUGUACAAACAUAUAGCCUUGUAGCCUUACCACCAAAGGUUCUUUGAUGAUGAUAUCUGGAAGACAGGAGAGUAUAGAUCAAAGACGCAAAGCCACUGGAUCCUCAGACAGCCAGUCAAACAUUUAUGUGGGGCUGAAGUGUUCUUUUUGAUUAUAUUUUGUACAAUGUUGUACAGACACAGCAACAGUAGAUUAUGAAAUUAAACCAAAAUUCAGUAAAAG